This is a messenger RNA of Gavialis gangeticus (Gharial), 2069 nucleotides long. RefSeq names its product small integral membrane protein 15 (gene SMIM15). NCBI's taxonomy places the organism in Eukaryota, Metazoa, Chordata, Crocodylia, Gavialidae. The transcript is spliced from 2 exons. Bases 125 to 361 code for a protein of 78 amino acids. The record is from RefSeq and is a predicted model, not a curated record.
GCUGGGGCCGCGGCCGCUUCCUACUUCCGGUUGGUGGCGCGGGCUGUUGGCGGCGCCAAGUGCCCCCGGCCCGUCAUGCGCGGCCCAAGCGCUCCUUCCGGCCCCGCAGUCUUUCCCCAAUAGGAUGGGAGACAAGAUGUUUGAUAUCAGAGCCUGGGCUGAAUAUAUCGUGGAAUGGGCUGCCAAGGACCCAUAUGGCUUUCUGACCACAGUGAUCCUGGCCCUGACGCCGCUCUUCGUCAUCAGUGCAGCGCUGUCGUGGAAGCUGGCCAGAAUGAUUGAGGCCAGGGAGCGAGAGCAGAAGAAGAAACAGAAACGCCAGGAAAAUAUUACAAAAACCAAACGAACAAAGAAGGACUAAGCAGCAGGGGGGGAGCCUUCCUUGUGCAAGGCAUCUGCUUCUCCUGGUUCAGUACUGUUGUACAGCUGUAUCUUGUGUUACCUUCCUCUGAAACUUGACCUGGUGUAAAUCUUCCGGAAUGAAGGUUUAAGUCUUGAAAUAACUCAUUUUCCGCUUAUCAAUUUGUGCUAAAGUUUGCGUCUAAACUGCAAUAAUUUUUGCUAAAUACAUACUUCAUUUAGAUAUUCAUAUUCUGAUCAAGCUAGCUUUUGUAAACUCACAUGCCAUGUGCUUUUGUAAACUUCAUAUUUGUGGGGGACUUCUUUUUCUAAUACAAAUGUCAGCAAUUGUUUAAAUGCAGCAAAAUUUAAAUUAUGGGAGGAAGCAAAACAUCUGACUACUACUUAUGUUUAAAUACUGCAGCUGUUGUAUAAUACUUUUUCUACUAUUGGUUUAUUUCUGUAGUAGAACUUUUCUUUUGUUUUCAGUCUCUUUUGGGAGUAGCAGUUGGUCCUUUAACAGUUAUCUGUUUUGUGCUUGCUGGAUGGGAACAUUAUUUCUAAUUCACAUUAACUCAACUAAAGUCUUGUCCACAAGGGGAAGUUACUGUGAAAUAAAGUAGGGGGUGAAUUUUCAGCAUAUUAGCUACUCCACACUGACUCCCAGUGGACAUUUAGCAUGCAGCAUGUGUAACAUAGCUUACUUUAAAAGUUACCUCACACUUAACCGUCUGCUAAGUAUGCACAUAGGUGUUAGUGUGCAACAGCUGUAAAUUUACUCCAGGUUUUUUAUGGCAGCAGCUUCCCUGUGUAGACAUGCCCUUAGUUAACACAAAUGGCACUCUAUCCACAUCCUUUAUCACUGAGCCCUUUCAGAUAGAAACUGUUCAGAACUAAGCUGUAAGCCAACUGCCCAAUUCAUCUUAACAGUAUUCUAAGUUGAGUAGAUUUUGCAAAAUCUCUGCAAAAUGAACAACUUAGUUAUGUUAUAUACUAAACAAGUAUCAUUCUUGUUUCAGGUGACACUAAUAGUAUCUCUGGAGGAACAGAAUAACUAACUAUUUGGAUAUGAGCAACUUUGAAAGGAAUGGCUGAAUGAAAAGAGACUGCCAGAUGCAGUCUUAGUGCUGUAAACAUGCCACAGUUAUUGGCCUUUAGUUUCAACUUCAGUUAUAUUUUUCUUCCCAAAGAAUAACUGUAUCAUUGCAAAUGCCUUUAUAGCAUAAUAUCAUGCUUCAAUAAAGCUCACUUCUUAUUUUGUUGGGUUUCAAGAAACCUAUAAUAGAGACUAAAAACUUGAAACAGGAUCAGAAUAGAUGUCAUAAUAAGAAUGAAGAUAGUUGGUGUUCCUACUAGUGUUCUUGUAUCAGUCCCUUUGCUGAUAUAAAGGGUAAGAGCAGUGAAAGCGGGUGCUAUAUCUAUAUUGCUGAACAGAUGAAGUGAGUGAGCAAUUAAUACCAGGAAUCAGAAGAGAAGGCUUGAGUUAAUUAUUUGGGUUGGGUGUGAAACAUCCAAAUGCAACCAGUCUUAGUUGGUGCUCUUCCCCAAUUUUGUUGUUCAGGACAAAUGUUAAUGUAAUGCAUGCUUUUCUCAUGACACUGGAUUAAAUUUUCUCCAGAGUCUCUUCGAAAGGGGUUACACUUUGAUACCUACAUGCAUAAUGUGGAAGAUUCAUUUUAAAAUGAAACUACAUUGCAAAAAUAAAUUUGUUACUUUUUUUUCUUAAGAUA